Messenger RNA from Pseudonaja textilis, 1481 nucleotides. NCBI's taxonomy places the organism in Eukaryota, Metazoa, Chordata, Lepidosauria, Squamata, Elapidae. The record is from RefSeq and is a predicted model, not a curated record.
UGAACGCAGGACUGGGGCGCGUCCGUCCCUUGAACGACCGGGGUGGACCGAGCGCGCUCGGCGCCUCAGCGGCGGAAAGGCCCCGUUAAAGCGCCACCCUUCGCUGAGAGCCAUCCCGAGGUGGGAUCCGGGUGUUAACGAGAUGGCGGGGGGGGGGGGGCACCCAAGCGUUGGGUCUUGCAAGGUCUUAUGUGGCUUAUUACAAGGUUUAAUGUGUCUGCUGCUAAUUUGAAAAGAAAAUGGAUGCAGAUACUUCUGUUGAUGUAUUUUCCAAAGCCCUGGAAGCUCCGAUGCUUCAGACAUCUAAGAUUUUAGAAGAACAGCUUGAUGCUGAAAUACAAAAAUUGGACCACAUGGAUGAAGAUGAACUGGAACUUCUCAAACGAAGAAGGCUUGAAGGCUUGAAGAAAGCUCAGCAACAAAAACAGGAAUGGCUUUCGAAAGGACAUGGAGAAUACCAAGAAAUCCCCAGUGAGCGAGAUUUUUUUCAAGAAGUGAAAGGGAGCAAAAAUGUGGUCUGUCAUUUUUAUAAAGAUUCAACCUUCAGAUGUUUAAUAUUUGAUAAGCAUUUAACAAUACUUGCAAAAAAGCAUAUUGAGACUAAGUUUAUCAAGUUAAAUGUUGAAAAAUCACCAUUUCUUUGUGAGAGACUUCGCAUCAAGAUAAUUCCCACAUUAGCACUAGUAAAAGAUGGAAAAACUCAAGAUUAUGUUGUUGGAUUUACUGAUCUUGGCAACACAGAUGAAUUCACCACAGAAACUUUAGAAUGGAGAUUGGGUUGUGCAGAUAUCAUCAAGUACAGUGGCAACCUAAUGGAGCCGCCUUUCCAAAGCCAAAAGAAGUUUGGAACCUCUUUCACAAAAUUGGAUAAGAAAACAAUCAGAGGAAAGAAAUAUGAUUCAGAUUCUGAUGAAGAUUAGAAUUCAUGAUACAAAUAUUUGUAAACCAUUUUUCUUUUAUGUUUGAUACAUUUUUAGGAAUGUUUUAUACAGCUGUUUGCUUUCAGAACAUUUGCACAUGACACUCAUUUUCUAACAGUUUUAUAGAGCUCAUGAAAGGAAAUCUUAAAUAUUUCUUUCUCCUAGGAAAUAAUUUCUUAGUAAAGAAAUUUGAACCCUUUUAAACUGUGUAACAUGAGAGAUUACUUUUAACAUUUUCUUGAUUUAACAAUAGCUCUCUUAAAUUGCAUCUUAAAAUUUAUACCAUUUACCAUUAAGUUAUUAAUGAAAGACUUCUGUCAAGAAUUGUUAUUUAAACUAUUCUUGAAGUAGUGCAUUAAUAAAAGUCAUUCUAAUAAUACCAUGACUGUGACUGUGCAUGCUCUUAACUUCAUUGCACUACAUAUUAUAAAAUUCCUGUAGUUUUUCUUUAAAUUCAUUUUGCCAGCUGUGUACACUGCAUGUUAGAGCUGAAUUAGCAAUAAAUACUACAUGACAAAUAUACUGAACUAAAAUUCUGAGGCUUGAAGGACAGCUUUUUUU